GGAAGAGGAAGCUCAGUAUGAAUUCCAAGGAGUGUUUGAAUCAGGAUGGAUGCUUGGUUGGUGUGGCUCCAUGACCUCCAGGCAUUAAAUGAGAAGUGUCCAGCGAUGAUCUGGUCUGAGGAGCAAGCUGAAGAAGAAAAGAAGCCCAGGGAUGGUGUGACCCCUCUGAGUCACGCCCUUGUGCUUUCUCUUCCAGGCCCUGCGGUGGCCACGCGUGAGGCCUGGUCUUGGGAGCAGUACUUGAAGGAACAGGAGGCCGUGGCAGCGCCCGUUGAGCUGUUUUCCAAGGACCAGUCCUUUCCGGAGCAUGAAAAUGGUUUUCAGGUUGGAAUGAGAUUAGAAGGCAUUGACCCCCGUCAUCCAUCUGUGUUUUGUGUGCUUUCUGUAGCUGAGGUGUGUGGUUACCGUCUAAGACUUCAUUUUGACGGUUAUUUAAGCUGCUAUGAUUUUUGGACUAAUGCUGGUUCCCCUGACAUUCAUCCAGUAGGGUGGUGUGAAAAGACCAAACAUGAAUUACACAUCCCUAAGGGUUAUAGAAAAGAUAAAUUUGUUUGGAUGGAUUACUUGAAGGCCUGCAAAUUGCAAAAUGCUCCCAAGAAAUUAUUCAGAAACAGAAAUUCUAAUGGGCCAAUGCCUAAGGAAUUUCAGGUUGGAAUGAAGCUGGAGGCUGUCGACAGGAAGAACCCUUCCUUGGUGUGUGUGGCAACCGUAGCAGAUAUUGUUGGAGAUCGCUUGCUAGUGCAUUUUGACAAUUGGGAUGAUAGUUACGAUUACUGGUGUGAUGUCAAUAGUCCUUAUGUUCAGCCAGUUGGUUGGUGUCAGGAGCAUGGAAGAACUCUGAUAGCACCCCAAGGUUAUCCUGAGCCAGAAAAAUUUUCCUGGACAGAAUAUCUGGAGGCUACUCGAACUAAUGCAGUACCUGCCAAAGUUUUUAAAAUGCGGUUGCCCCAUGGUUUUCUCCCGAAUAUGAAACUUGAAGUCGUGGAUAAGCGAAACCCCAGGUUAAUUCGUGUUGCUACGAUUAUAGAUGUUGAUGACCAAAGAAUAAAGGUCCAUUUCGAUGGCUGGGACCACAAAUAUGACUACUGGAUGGAUACAGACAGCCCUGACAUUCACCCAAUCGGAUGGUGUGACGUCACAGGUCAUCCCCUGGAAGUGCCACAUCGGGCAAAUGAUGUGAAAAUCCUUCCAGGUCAAGCUGUUUGUCCCACUCCAGGGUGCCGAGGGAUAGGCCAUAUCCGUGGUCCGCGGUAUUCAGGACAUCACAGUGCCUUUGGCUGCCCGUAUUCGGACAUGAACUUGAAAAAGGAGGCAACGCUUCACGAUCGUCUACGAGAACAAACACAGGCAAAUGUGGACUCAGACUCUGUACAUUCAAAAUCGAAAAACCUCUGUAGUUUGAACUUCAAUGGAAAACAUGAAAAAGUGAACAGCCAGUCCAGACUUGUACAGCAGGCAAAGUGUUUGAAAAUCAAAGGAAAAGAAGAUAUUGACUUGGAUAUUCUCUUCAGAGAGCACUUGGCCGCGCGGACGCAGCAGGCCCCGCACCAGUCGGUCUUCAUGUCGUCCUCGUCCGCCCAGCCUUUCCGGGACCUUCCUCUGGGCCGCCAACAGCACCUCAAGCUGCUCCCCGGCGUGGCCGACGUGCAGGCUGGCAAGGUGGCCCGGUGGACGGUGGAUGAGGUGGCUGAGUUCGUACGGUCUCUGCUGGGCUGUGAAGAGCCUGCCAAGUGCUUCAAGAAAGAGCAGAUUGAUGGCAAAGCCUUCCUGCUCCUGACACAGAAGGACAUCGUCCAGGUGAUGAAGAUCAAACUGGGUCCAGCCCUGAAGAUUUACAACUCCAUCCUCAUGUUCAGGAGCUCCCAGGACCUCGCCAGGGAAGGUGCCGUCUCCGGCCAGGAGGGCGGGGGGAACGCUGCACCUGAGGGGCUGCGGCCACCACGCCUUGUUCUCUCCACAGGAGCAUCAGCCACAUGAACUUGAUUUCAGUGUCCCCGUGGUCAUGUCCGGGUUUGAUCUGGACCUUGUAAAGUGGCUGCGGUUUUUAUGUUUGGAGGGUUUGAUGGCUGGUCCAGCACCAGUGACGCAGAGGCCCAGGCACAUGCAGGCUUCUGACCGCCCUCAUCUGGGCUCUGACGUGCUGCAGCGACCAGACCAGAGAAGCCCCCACGCGCGCCUUUAUCCUUCUCCCUCGCCCUGGAGGAGGCCACUUCCCAUUUGCAAGGAUGCAGCUCUCCAGUGGUAGAGUAUCAGGAAAACGGUUUUCACACACACAUUGUUCUGUUUUCACCAGAACGGCUUCUGAGCUGGGCUGCGAUUUGCCCUCCAGGUGCAGUGAGUCUGAGAGAUA
This is a messenger RNA of Physeter macrocephalus (sperm whale), 2350 nucleotides long. RefSeq names its product L3MBTL histone methyl-lysine binding protein 4 (gene L3MBTL4). The transcript is spliced from 18 exons. Gene Ontology annotation, cellular component: nucleus. Lineage: Eukaryota; Metazoa; Chordata; Mammalia; Artiodactyla; Physeteridae. Gene Ontology annotation, biological process: negative regulation of DNA-templated transcription. Gene Ontology annotation, molecular function: chromatin binding; zinc ion binding; histone binding. Bases 46 to 1977 code for a protein of 643 amino acids. The record is from RefSeq and is a predicted model, not a curated record.